Messenger RNA from Camellia sinensis, 501 nucleotides. Its product is annotated as lachrymatory-factor synthase. NCBI's taxonomy places the organism in Eukaryota, Viridiplantae, Streptophyta, Magnoliopsida, Ericales, Theaceae. The record is from RefSeq and is a predicted model, not a curated record.
AUGGCCACUGAAGUUGAAAAGAAGUGGGAAGGCAGGGUUAGUGCCAAGCUAAUAGGUUUCAAGGCAGACCAAAUAUGGCCUUUCUUGGAGGACUUCUUCAACGUCCACAAGUGGGUCUCAGUGGUAGACACUUGUUAUGGAGUUGAAGGCACUUCAGGUGAACCAGGUUGCAUCCGGUACUGUGCUUCCACAUCCGAUACUGGUUCGGGAGAAACAGUUUCAAAAUGGGCAUUGGAGAAGUUGGUAGAUAUUGAUCGGGUUGGGCAGUGCUUGAGCUAUGAGUUUGUGGACAGCAACAUUGGGUUUGAGUGUUACAUGGCAACAAUGAAGUUGUUGCCUAUUAAAAGCACUGAAGGAGAAGGAUCUGAAAUUGUUUGGUCAUUUGUUAUGAAUCCAGUAGAGGGACAGACACAGGAGGGCUUGGUUUCUUUUUACAAUACUGUUCUGCAGGGCAUGGCGCAGCGAAUGAAACAAGCUCUUGGAGCUGCCAAACAAAAUUGA